AUGAGCAAAAUCAUCUUGGUUGGAUCUUGCGCCAUUUUGGUAUGCAUUGGUUGCACCUUCUUCACAAUGAGCUCACUUUUGAGUGAGAUUGAUGAGCUUCAAAGUGAGAUUCAUGAUGGUAUGGAUGAGUUUAGAGUGAGUUUUUUUGAAGAAAAUGAUUUUGGGUGCUUUAGGUAACAUUUCAGAGAAUCUAAAGAUCAUUGAAAAAAAUUUCAGCUUUCAAGAGAGGGCUUUGAAGACAUCUCAAAAGCCCUGUGAGGCUUUAGAACCCCCGGAAGGUUCCAAUUUCGCAGAAACCCUAAAAAUCACAAAAGCCAUGGGUGCCUAAUAUCACAUUCAGAAGCCCUGGAAGCCUUAUCUGAAAAGCCCUGGGAGUUUUUUCUGAAAACCCCUGUGAGCCUGAUCUCAAAAGCCCUGUGAGGUUAAUCUCAAAAGCCCUGGGAGCUUAAUCUGAAAACUCCUGUGAGUCUGAUCUCAAAAGCCCUGCGACUCAAAAGCCCUGGUAGCCUAAUCUCAAAAGCCCUGGAAGCCUGAUUUCAGAAGCCCUGUGAAUCUGAUCUUGAAAGCCCUGGGUGCCUAAUCUCAGAAACCUUGGAAUUUAAUUUUCAGAAGCCCUGAUCUGAAAAUCCCUGUUAGCCUAAUCUCAGACACCCUGUGAGCCUAAUCUCUAAAGCCCUGGAAGCCUAAUCUCAAAAGCCCUGUGAGCCUAAUUUCAGAAGCCCUGUGAGCUAAAUCUCAAAAGCCCUGGAAGCCUAAUCUCAAAAGCCCUGGAAGCCUAAAAUCGAAAUCCCUGGGUACUUAAUCUCAAAAGCCCUGUAAGCCUGAUCUCAUAAGCGGUUAAUCUCUAAAGCCCUGGGAGCCUUAGCAACCUUAAAUUUUUAGGUGAUCACCAAGGAUACUUGGGCUCGCAUGGUCUCCAAACACGUCAACCCAACUGGCCUCACCGAUGCCGCUCCAACCUUCGAAACCUUGUUCGGAACUCGUCGCGCUCGUCAAGUCGGAUAUCCAGAGCAAUGUAACUGCGGACAGAAAUCUCGCGAUUGCCCAGCCGGACCACCAGGACCACCAGGAGAGGACGGACAACCAGGAAACCCAGGAAAUCCAGGAGAGGACGGUACUCCAGGAGCACCAGGAGUUCUUGUCGCUGUUACCCACGAUCUCCCCGGUGGAUGCAUCACCUGCCCACCAGGACGUCCAGGACCAAGAGGAAACCCAGGAGGACCUGGAUCAGCUGGACUUCCAGGAGACAACGGACGACCAGGACCACCAGGACCACCAGGAGGUUUGGGAAGACCAGGAGAGCCAGGAGACGCUGGAAAACCAGGAAACGCCGGACGACCAGGGCCACCAGGACAACGUGGAGAGCCAGGAACUCAAUACAGACCAGGAACACCAGGAAGACCAGGACCACCGGGACCAAGAGGAGAAGCCGGACAACCAGGAAACCCAGGAACUCCAGGAAACGAUGGAGAGCCAGGCAAACCAGGAAAUGCCGGACGACCAGGACCACCAGGAUCACCAGGAAAGAACGGAAUUCCGGGACCAAAGGGAGAAGAUGCUCAACCAGGACAAGAUGCCGGAUAUUGCCCAUGUCCAUCACGUGGAGGAAACUCAUACAAGGCAUAA
Messenger RNA from Caenorhabditis angaria, 1626 nucleotides. The record is from the annotation of a GenBank genome assembly. NCBI's taxonomy places the organism in Eukaryota, Metazoa, Nematoda, Chromadorea, Rhabditida, Rhabditidae.